Molecule: messenger RNA, 756 nt
Organism: Catharus ustulatus (Swainson's thrush)
Lineage: Eukaryota; Metazoa; Chordata; Aves; Passeriformes; Turdidae
Gene: C2H12orf57
Product: chromosome 2 C12orf57 homolog
Exons: 3
Coding region: 213-596 (127 amino acids)
Biological process (GO): post-embryonic development
Source: RefSeq, a predicted model, not a curated record
GGGCCUCGCACGGAGAGGCAUCCGACCAGUGAUUUCAGCUCUUUUAGAAUUUGUCCAGCAGGUUUCCCGCUCUCGCGGGAAGCCGCUUCCCACAGAGCGGUACAAAGGCAGAGCAGAGCGGGGAGAGGCGGGGAGGCGCAGGCGCGCUCAGCCCGUGCUGGGCUUCGGCGCCCGUUGGCGGCUGUGGGGCCGGGGUGUGCCUGCCGCGCUCCAUGGCGGCCUCCGCGCAGCCCGCGGUACUGGCGGCGCUGAGCGCGGAACAGGCGAAGGCGGUGCUGGCGGAGGUGAUCAAGGCGUUCGGGGCGCCCGAGAACGCGCAGCGCAUGGAGGAGGCUCGGGACAAUGCCUGCAAUGACAUGGGCAAGAUGCUGCAGUUCCUUCUGCCCGUGGCCACCCAGAUCCAGCAGGACGUGAUCAAGGCCUACGGGUUCACCAGCGACGGCGAAGGCGUCCUCAAGUUCGCCCGGCUGAUCAAGUCCUACGAGUCGCAAGACCCGGAGAUCGCCAGCAUGUCGGGCAAGCUCAAGGCCAUGUUCCUGCCGCCCAUGGCUCUGCCGCCGCACGGGGCCGGCACCGGCGGUGUUGCUGCCUCCUGAGCCCGCGGAGUUCUCCCGGCUGGUGCCCUCCUCCCAAGGUGCAGGUCCUGUCAGCCCUGGGAAUGGGGCACUUGAACAUGGGAAACGUGGACCUGGAAGGAAUGGGAUGCUUCGUGCCCGUUCAUGUGUCUGCUCAUGAAUAAAAUGUGUGUUGAAAGUA